AUGGCGGAUAUUAUUCUCACAAAAAUUCGACAAAAAGACGAAUAUAAAGAGUUUUAUGAUAUUGCCACUAAAAUUCGCAAUCACAAAUUGCUCACUGAUGCCGAGGUUAGUCACUAUUUUUAUUUGUUUAUUUAUUUUAUUCAUAAAAUGCCACAUUUUAGAAUGAAUCAUUGGUGAAACAUACAAAAGAAGUGGCUGACGCCGAAAUCAAAUUGCUCACCGAAGCAUGGCAAAGCUCAUAUUUUUGGGUGAGUUUUCUCAGACUUUUUCCUGAUUUUUUUUCAAAAAUAUUUUUUAGAUUGUCCUCCGGCAACUGAAAAAUCAAAAUGACCCAUUGGACCCAACGCAAGCUUGUAGGCUAUUGAAAAUUAUCAAAGAGACUGUCCCACAGCCAGCUUAUAAGUGAGUUUUAAUUUUCAAAUUGCCUUCUUUUAAAAUCUAUAUAACGCCUGGUUUCCAGAGUAAUUGGGCGUCAUUUUUCGACCAUCGAUCAAUUGCUUUGUAUAUUAUACAAUGAACCAUCAACAGUUGCCGCAAUUUUGAACAAUAUCGAUCAAAAUGAUGUGAGCCUUUUCUAUUUAUUUAUUCAAUUAUUUUUGGGGAGGCAUGGAUUUUUUAUUGAACAAAAAUCGAAAAUGUUUGGCUUUCUAGAGAGAAACAAGGGUUUGGAGAACAAAAGAAGUUUUGUUGAAAAAUUUUCUAAAAGUAGCUGAAAAUUAUGAAAAUAUAGUUGAAAACUUGUUAAAAAGCCUAAUGAAACGGGAAUCUCAACUUUAUUCAAAAUCUGGGUUUUUUUAGAUGAAAAUCUUGAUUUUUUAAAUCACAACCUUAUAAUGUAAACCUUCCAGGCCACCUUCAAUGAUAUUGCUGUUCAAAUCAUCUUCCAUAUGGUCUACUCGUGCAGUUUGUAUCCAGAAGAUGAAUUGAGAUGUUCCCAGGUAUACCUUCUAAUAUCUGACCUUCCCCAAACACACAAUAUUUACUAUAUUUUCAGAUUAUCUGUGAGCUGCUGAAAGUGCAACUUCUAAAAUCGAACAUGAAUAUGAGGAUGAUGUUAAGGAAGGAAACAUCAAUAUCUACAAGAUUUUAUCGAUUAUUUGUGGAAUCUUCCCAUUCGACGAUGGUUUAUUUGACAAGCGCACUCAGAAAAGGUGUUUUGUCAGUGGUUCAACUUGGAAAUUUCUGGCUGGACAUUGAUGAAAAACAAUCGUCAACUCGGUUUCUACGAGAUAAUCAUCAGGAUAAAACAAGAUUGCCAGAAUAUCGAGCAUUAGUUGUAUCGAAGUUAGUGGAACUUGUUGAUAUUUUCCUGGAAGAGAUUCAUAAAUCAUUGACUAUUUUGCCACCAUCGCUGAAUUGGAUUAUUCGAGAUAUUUUUAGUUCACUUUAUGAAGUUUUGGAUGAUAUUAGUGCUAUUGAGGUAAGGUUUUUGAAAGAAUUAGUAGAGUUUCACAUGAAAUUUACAAAAUGGAAAUUCUUUAUAAAUUAAAAUUUACUGUAUCAUUCAUCACUACUUUUAUUAAAAAUUCUUUAUUUUCAGUUGAGUCAUGCUUGUAAAGAUAUGGUUAUCUCCAAUCUCAUCUGCCCUGCCAUCAUAACCCCACAAAAAUUCGGAAUAAUCGAUAAUGAUGUGAGAAUUGGUGCAAUCGUAAAUCACAAUUUGACACAAGUUGCUAUGAUUGUUCAAAUGAUUUCGCUCCGAGAAUUUGAAAAACCUCCUGUUGAAUAUGAAGAAUUCCUCAAACAAUGCAGAAACACUCACUUGAUUCCGGAAAUGAUGGAUGUUUUGUUGAUGGAAAAUUCGGCGCCAGAAGUUGAGGUGUUUACGACGAUUUCGUCGGGAAAUGCAAAAUCGGAUUUGAUGGCCAAGUCGAAUUUUGUUGGAUCUGUUGGCGAUGUGAAUAUAUUGGUUAGUUUGAAUAAUUCCCGAUGGUUUUAAAUAAUAACUGACUUUUUUUUUACAAAUUUUAAUCUAACUUAUCGGUUUUAAUUAAAUCUGAAAUACCUAGGCUUUUCGAAACCGGAAAUUGACUAGUUUUGUUAAUUUCCGGUGUUCUCCAAAUGCUUUUGAUUAUUCUCAAAAUAGCCUCACGUUUUCAGAUGAAAUUGAUCCGCGAGCCAAUCAAUGAACGAGAUCCCGUCCUUGGAAGAGUUGUCAAAUUAUGCAAACGUCUUCCUGAAUCAUUUUCAUCGAUUCCAAACAACGCUUCAGAAGUUGAAAAUUCCCCACGUCUUUCAACUCUCAAAAAUAUUCAUAAAAGAGGUAAUCAUUUAAAUUUUCAAUAUUUGCUUCAUAUUUAUAUUUUUCAGUGAAUCAAUCAUUGAGUAUGAAGCGACAAGAUUCAUCAAAUGAUGUUAGUCAACCUUCAGAUUCGAUAUAUUUUGAAAAAGAGAAUUUUGAUAUAUUUUUCUUGGAGUAUUUACCGUGAGUUGCCUGAGUGUGAAACUAUUCUUGAAUACAGAAUUUAAAAAAUUUGAAAUUUCAGUGAAAAUUAUGAAGAAUGUCGCAUAGAAUAUCAGGCUCCACCACGAAUUGAAGAAGUUGCAAUCACGCCUGAACCGGAACAAGUAGCUGAAACUGAACCUGAAGUUGAGCCAGAAAUUGCAGUCGAAGUUGAGGCUCAAAGAGAGGAAGAAGAAAGCCAAGAGCAAAAUAUUGUUGAGGAGCAACAACACGUACCAGUAGAUUUAUUAACCUAUGAAAUUCCGAGACUUGAAGUAAAUGAGCCGAAAAGACCUGAAAGCAUCAGUCCAGAUCCAUCAGAUGAUCAAUCAGCUGAAAAUCGAGGAGGAUUUGCAAAACUCAAGAGUCUGGGUGAUCGCAUGAAGCGUGGAAUCACACAAUCAAACACACUUUCUGAUAUUCGUGGACAUCUUCGAAGAAGCACAUCUGUAAUAAAAUCUGAAAUUCCAACAAGUAGCAGUGAUAAUGCGCUAACAAAAGUGUCACCAGAACCACCAGCAAAAGGGCCAAGAGAUGAUAUUUUGGCGAAAUAUGCUGGGAAAUCGACACCGAAAAAGAUGGAGUCACUAAUUGGAAAUUUGAUCGAUUUUAUUUCGCCUAAUAAUCAAGAGGUCGACGAGCCGUAUUAUUCACCCGAUAAUUUGACAUCGUGCAGGUGAGGGUAAAAGAAAAAAAGAAUAGGUCAAUUUCUAAAAACAAACUCAGGCAUUUGAACUUUUUUUAAAUUAAUUUUGUUUUCAUCAAAAAACUAAAAAUAUUUGUUUGAAAAUAGUCCGAAAACCGUUGAAAAAUUUCAGAGCGUUUCAAGAUACUCUUCGAAAAUUGGCAACAGUUCUUGGUGAUGUUUCUUAUCAUCUUCAUAUGAAUUACCGUAUCAAGUAAGUCGCCAGCUUCUCUCUCAACAAUCAUCCAACCACUUUUUUGAUUUUCUAGAUCUGAAGAAUCAGGAAAUAGACAAAAACUGCUCCUUGACAAAUUCCUUGGUGCAAUUUUAGUGGAAGCCGAGCAUCGAAGAGAAAAUGGCCUCGCUGCACAAAUUCGUGAGGUGAAAAGAUGUAUCGAAUUAUUUGAUAAUAAUGGUGUUAUCACACUUCUGGAUUUUUUGAAACAAGAAGAAAUGCAUCGAGAAAAUGCGAUUGUCAAACUUCGAGAAGAUCGAAUUGUAUUGAUGAGAAAGAAUAAUGAUAUAGCAUCGUUAGAACAAAGAAUUAGUUUGAAUAGAAAAUUGACGGAACAAAAUUUAGUGGAUAGUUUAAUGCGAACUUUUAUUGAAAGUGGAUUCUUGCCAAAUCGCCAGCCAAAUACAAGAACACCUGAAGUUGCGGCUGUUUUGAAGUUUUAUGAUGAGUUCAAGUAUUUGUUGGCGCAAGAUGAACGAGCCGAAUUUUUGAGAAAUCUUUUGAAGUUUUUGAAAGAUCGAUUGAUGCAGAAUUCUGACUGGAAUGUGAGUAAAAAAGUUCGAAAUAAAAAUUAGAUAAAAAACCAUAAUUUUGAUUGUUCGAACUUGUUUAUCUCAAAACCACAUAAAUUGUUUUCAGUACGCGACAGAAGCUAUGAUUACCCGAGCCAUGACAACAAUUGAACGAUUUGUGAUGUUUGCAGUGUAUGAAACUGCAUUUUAUCCAAAUCUCGGAGCUGAUCAACAUCGAGACAAGUAAGCAUAUUUUUUUCUGAAACUAUACGACUACAAUUUUAUAUUUUUAAGAAAACCUUUUUAUUCUAGAGUUCUUCGUGCAAGUAUUGCCAAAGUGUCUCAAGUAGUUACCGCGGAUCACGAUUCGUUGAAAAUUCCCAAGGUAACUUUUUGCUCUUGAAAAAACGUAAAAGAACAUUUAUUAUUUUUGAAAACGUUUUUUUGUCAAUCGGAUUAGCAGAAAAAACAAACGGAUAUUUUUUCAGCUUUUUAAUAGUAUAUAUAUCCAGAUUUGUAUUAUUUCUUCUGAAAAAAAAUUAUUUUUAGCGACUUCACGGAGAAGCACCUUGGCCAUCAGCACAAGCUGAAUUAUCAAUGUUGGAUGUUUAUGUGACUGCUCAAGACAAACUGAAAUGCGUCGUUAGAUGUUGUGACGUCAUCAAUAAUUUGAUUGCAUUAUCUUCAAAAGGAGCUGUUGCAUCGGCUGAUGAUUUGACGCCUGUAUUAGUUUUUGUAAUUAUCAAGGUGGGUGAGGAUAGGAUUAUUGUAGAUGAGAAAUUUUGAAGGGAAUGUUGGGGUGAAACUUUCAUAGUUUUAUAGAAAUUUCACAUGCACAUUUCAAUUAUUUUUCUUAUAACAACUUGUUUUUGAGCAUAUCUAUCAGUCUUUGAAAUUACUCUCUGAUGUCACCUAUCAGAGUUUGCUUGAAAUCUGAAAAAUCCCAUUCUCAUAUUUUCCAGGCCAACCCACGAUCUCUAUUAUCAAAUGUGCAAUUUGUUGAAACAUUUGCUGGUGACAAAAUUGAAACUGGUCGCGACGCGUAUUAUUGGACAAAUUUCAAAUCAGCCGUUGAGUUUAUCAAAACAAUUUUGUAG
This is a messenger RNA of Caenorhabditis angaria, 4972 nucleotides long. NCBI's taxonomy places the organism in Eukaryota, Metazoa, Nematoda, Chromadorea, Rhabditida, Rhabditidae. The record is from the annotation of a GenBank genome assembly.